This is a messenger RNA of Corythoichthys intestinalis (scribbled pipefish), 4234 nucleotides long. RefSeq names its product ATP-binding cassette, sub-family B (MDR/TAP), member 10 (gene abcb10). NCBI's taxonomy places the organism in Eukaryota, Metazoa, Chordata, Actinopteri, Syngnathiformes, Syngnathidae. The transcript is spliced from 14 exons. Bases 474 to 2594 code for a protein of 706 amino acids. Gene Ontology annotation, cellular component: mitochondrial inner membrane. The record is from RefSeq and is a predicted model, not a curated record. Gene Ontology annotation, biological process: oligopeptide export from mitochondrion. Gene Ontology annotation, molecular function: ATP hydrolysis activity; ABC-type oligopeptide transporter activity; ATP binding.
UUUUGCCUGACAAAGUUUGCAUACAUGAGCAGCCAUUGAAUGUCCUGUCUUGUUGAAGGAAUCUUGUAGAAGAGUGCAUCAAAUCGAGGUCACCUUUCCUGUUUCUUCACUGAACGCCUCUGUCUCGUGAAUAUCCUUGUUUGUUGUUUUACUUUACAUUAACCUUAAGCCUCUAGGGCCCGGUUUGUCACGACUGUCUACAAAUACUGGCACAGCAGAUGACAGUGACAGGACAGGAGGGGUGUUGUUCGCCUGUCGUCGAUAAGAGAUAAACGUCGUGAAGCGGCUGUCAAAAACAGAUAAAGACGGACUAUAACGGUUCCUAAAAACUGGAAAAUGUAAAAACGCGCUCAUACGCUCGCUAUGCUUACGUGAGACUGCUGCACGUGUGACGUAUUUCAUCCACCUGUAACUCCCCCACACCUAGAGGACGAUAUCGUUUCCCGAUUAAUCGUCGUGAAAACCUGACGACAAUGCGACUUUUAUUCCGCAUGUCGAGAUGUACGCACGGACUGCAUUUUCACAAAAUGCCACAGUCCAGGACAUUGUGUUUCACCGUCUCUGCUGACCCCCGGAGGAGAUUUCCUCCGACCGGGUGGAGGACCUCGUCCUCCCCGCCGACCGGCUUCCUUCUCCGAUCAGUCCUGUCGUCGCUCUCCCGGAGAGAUAUUGCUUCACUCCGCUCAAGCAAAACACGGACACAAUUUCGUACACCCGUUGCCUUUGGAAGCUCCUCGGUGCCCUCCACACCGGUAUCACUGAAGGGACAGACUGACACCGAAGGCGGCCACACACCGACCAAUGUGCCCCUGGAGGACGUUAAAAGAGUUUUGAGACUUGCUCACCCGGAAAGAUGGAAACUAUCAGCUGCUGUUGGCUUCCUGACCAUCUCUAGCGCUGUCACUAUGUCGGCGCCGUUCCUCCUGGGCAAAGUGAUCGACACAAUUUAUACUGCUGGAACAGAUGCGGAAGCUAUGGUGUCCUCCCUCACGUCGCUGUGUCUCGUGUUGACUGGUGUGUUCUUAUGCGGUGGUGCAGCUAAUGCCGCGAGAGUCUACCUCAUGCAGAUUUCAGGCCAACAGAUUGUCCGCAACCUUCGCGCCUCUGUCUUCUCCUCCAUCCUUAGACAAGAAGUAGCCUUUUUCGACAAGAACAGGACGGGCGAGCUGAUCAACCGCCUCUCAGCAGAUACAGCCGUAGUUGGCCGGUCAAUCACAGACAAUCUGUCCGACGGCCUGAGAGCUUUGGCCCAGGCGGCUGCUGGUGUCAGUAUGAUGUUCUACGUCUCCCCCAGCCUGGCAAGCUUCAUGCUCCUGAUUGUGCCCCCUUUGGCAGGAAUGGCUGUGGUUUACGGCCGAUAUCUUCGCUCCAUCUCCAAGCGUACACAGGACGCAUUGGCCCAAGCUACACAGUUGGCAGAGGAACGAAUAAGCAACAUGCGGACUGUCCGAGCCUUUGGUAAAGAACUUUCUGAAGUCAACACAUACACACAGAAGACUGAUCAAGUCCUCAAACUGGCCAGGAGAGAGGCUGUGCUACGUGCCGCCUUCUUCGGAGUGACUGGUCUCAGUGGUAACAUCAUGAUUCUGUCAGUGUUGUACAAAGGAGGCCUUCUAAUGGCAAGCCACCAUAUGACUGUGGGAGAACUCUCCUCAUUCCUUAUGUACACCUUCUGGGUUGGCAUCAGUAUUGCAGGUAUGAGUACUUUCUACUCAGAACUGAUGAAGGGCUUUGGCGCAGGAACGAGACUGUGGGAGCUGCUGGACAGAAAACCUGAGUUCCCUCUUAAUGAGGGUCAAGUUCUUCCUCCAGAGCAACUAAAGGGCCGCUUGGAGUUCCGUGACGUCUCCUUUGCCUACCCGACGCGUAAAGAUGCCCCCAUCUUCAAUGAACUCAAUCUUCUGGUGCCAGCCGGAACAAUCAUGGCUGUCGUGGGACCAAGCGGAUCUGGAAAAUCAACUCUAGUGUCUCUGUUGCUCAGGCUGUAUGACUGCGACUCAGGCAUCAUCACUGUUGACGGCCAUGACAUCAGGGACUUGAAUCCCUACUGGCUCAGAAGUCACAUCGGAACUGUCAGCCAGGAACCAGUACUGUUCUCCUGCUCUGUUAGAGACAACAUAGCAUACGGUGCUACAGACCCUGAUGCCGUGACCACAGAGGAUAUCUACAACGCAGCCCGAGUUGCAAACGCAUACGAUUUCAUCCAGGCUUUUCCUAAAGGCUUUGACACUGUGGUGGGGGAAAAAGGAGUGCUGCUCUCAGGUGGUCAGAAGCAAAGAAUAGCUAUCGCGAGAGCACUUCUAAAGAAUCCUAGGAUCCUGCUUUUGGAUGAGGCCACCAGCGCACUGGAUGCUGAGAAUGAGUUCUUGGUGCAGGAGGCUUUGGAGCGACUCAUGGAAGGGAGGACGGUCGUCAUUAUCGCUCACCGCCUUUCCACCAUCCAGAACGCCAAUGCUGUCGCAGUUCUGGACCAGCAUCGUGUCGCAGAAUGCGGCCAACAUACAGAGUUGCUGGGAAACAGACAGGGACUCUUUCGAAAACUGAUGGAGAAACAAGCUUUUCUCCAGGAAGAGCAGAAACGCGCAAUGAGCUAAUUCCCAGAGAAUAGAUGACAAAUGAGAAAACCAGGUGAGAUAAUCGCUUGGGUGGACUAUGCCUAAUGAACCUGAAGAAUUGACAGUUUACUUCCUUACCUUUUGUCUUUAAAAUGUUAUUCCUUCCUAAGAAAAUGCUAAGAGACACUUCUAAUACUGGGGAUGCUUGUGGUUUUAAAACACUGAUGCCAUGGAUGUAUAAUUCAGGUAUAUUACAAUAUAUGUAAAUGUGUGUAUGCACUGUGUAAAUAACCUUUUUUCAAUACCAGAGGAAUGCUGUCGUCUGCCAGCACACUGAUUUCUUAGAACCGAAGUAAAGAAAGAAGACAUUAUUAUUAAGACAUUCUAAGAAAUGCUACAUGUGUAUUUGUUCUUCUUGUUUUAGCAAACGAAUUAACUUGAAGCUCACACAGAGCCUUUUUAGAGUUAGAGGUGAAAUGAAGCAGCUAUAUCUAUGAUAUUAAAAUAUAGAACACUAUUAUUUUUUUUAAAUGAGCAUAUAUGAUCCCUGAAACAUGCUUUUCUCUAGUACAUUUCUAUAUUAUUACAAGUGCCAACUGUGUUUGUAUUGAGAUGUAAUUGAGUUAUUUUGCUACAGCGAUUCGUAUAUUUACACACUGAAGACAACGAUCAUUGUGAUUGUCAUUUAACCGGUGCGUGUUUCAAAUAUGCUGUCUGGUUAUGACUGAUAGACAUUGCAAUGCUUUCCAUCUCUGGUUUCGUGAUUAUUGUCACGUGCAUUACAAGCAUGUUUAUUAGUUCAUGAUAUUUCUGUUCACCUUAGUUUUUGUGCAUCUUUAGAGGAUUAUUUUCACAUAAAUUAUACAACUUUCAGUGGUGUAUGGAAAUUGAGGUUCUAAUAUAAUGAAUCAUAAAAUACAUACUUUACCUCGAAGAUUUAAGGGUUUUUUGCAAAAAUACCUCUAAUACAAAGGAAACAUUUUUAAUCAUAUCACAAUUCAGUCAUGUUUACCCUUCAAGAAACUAUAAUUGUACAUUUUGAAUCAGCUUUUUUCCAAAGUUUCUGUAUCCCAGCCUAUGACAAUCAUGCUAAUAAGUUUCUUGACUAAAUAUUUUUGCUUUACAUGCACACAUGACUACUGCACAAGAGGGUACGUAGCACACUGUUUAGCAUUAAGUUGAUGAAAAACAUUAUAUUAGUGACUUUUCACUCAUGUUGGCAUGUGUUUAGGCUCAUAAAGGAACAAAUAUUUUAUGUAAAUGUUAAUAUAAAGAUGUCACAUGCUUAAUCUUUACUUGGACUGGUGUGAUUAUGUACAGUACUGUAGAGUCAGAUUAUUUUUUAAUUGUUUUCUAAAUUACAAAACUUUCUCCGAUGUUUUUUUAACCACAGAACUACAAAUCGAAAAUAUAGAGGUGAGAGACACAAAUAUUUAUUUAAUAUUACAUUAUGUAGUUGUCAGACAUCUACUCGGAUCUAUUGUUAUACAAAAAAAAUCUAAUCCUUUGAAAUAACUUCAGUUAAAAUUAAUUUCCAACAGUAGAAAAAUUGUGGUGCUUCAAAACGUAUUUUGAUAAAUGUACCAUUUCCAUAUGUACGUGUCAUGGGUUUCUAAAUGGUCUCUGCUGCACUUGAUCAUAAUUUGCUAAAUUAUUAUAGUUUUGUGUAAACAAAUAAA